Messenger RNA from Maudiozyma barnettii, 2154 nucleotides. RefSeq lists its product as uncharacterized. Gene Ontology annotation, cellular component: membrane. NCBI's taxonomy places the organism in Eukaryota, Fungi, Ascomycota, Saccharomycetes, Saccharomycetales, Saccharomycetaceae. The record is from RefSeq and is a predicted model, not a curated record. Gene Ontology annotation, biological process: transmembrane transport. The coding region runs from base 1 to 2154 and encodes 717 amino acids. Gene Ontology annotation, molecular function: secondary active sulfate transmembrane transporter activity. The transcript has a single exon.
AUGACUCCGCUGGACCCUUUAAUAGACAAACAUAAAAAAUCAGAUAAACGUUAUGGAACUAUCGAUAUGAACUUCUCAAAUAUAUAUUCAGCACCAGAUGCUGCAGAGACGGAAUCUGAUAUAUUUUCGAUCAAUAAGAACAAAAGGGAUCGAAAUCUUCUAGCCUCUCCAAAACGAGAACGUAUACUUGUAAAAGAUAAUACAAGCGACAGAUCACUUACUUUCUGGGAUGUUGCUCCUUACUAUAUGCCAUGUUUUGCAUGGAUUCGUACUUAUUCGUGGUCUAUGCUCUUUGGUGACCUACUUGCAGGAAUAUCACUGGCUUCCUUUCAAAUCCCAUUAGCAUUAUCAUAUGCCACAUCAUUAGCACAUGUAGAACCUCUCUGCGGGUUAUAUUCAUUAGUGGUAACACCAUUUAUCUACGCAAUAUUUGGAUCUGUCCCUCAUAUGAUUGUAGGUCCCGAAAGUGCUUUAUCAUUAGUUAUGGGUCAAACGAUUGAGAAAAUAAUGAGCCACAACGAGGAUCUUAGGUCUGUCGAUCUCGCCGCAAUCAUUACACUUGUUGCCGGGAUCACAUUAUUGUUGGCUGGUAUUUUUAGAAUAGGAUUCUUGGGAAGUAUACUGAGUAGAGCCCUACUUCGUGGGUUUAUUAGCUCGGUAGGGUUUGUCAUGGUCAUAAAUUCUUUGAUAUCAGAACUUAGAUUGGAGAAAGUAAUGCUAGAAAGCCCAGGCCACCAUCACACAGCAUUCGAAAAAGUGAUUUUCCUGUUUAAAUAUGGACCAGAAAAUUAUCAUAGAGCUACAGCUAUUGUUAGUGCUAGUUGUUUUACCAUUUUGAUGACAAUUCGUUUUGUUAAAAGAAGGUUAUCAAGAAAAUUUAAAUGGGUUGUGGUUUUUCCAGAAAUUUUAUUGGUAGUUGUUCUAAUGAUAUACUUAUCUGCCAAAUUUAGUUUCAAAAAAAAGUAUGGAAUAGCAGUAUUAGGUGAUUUUAAUUCAGGAAGUUUUGAAGGUUUGGUGAAUCCCGUUUCAAAAAAUAAUAGAUCGUUAUUUUCAAUAUUAUACAAUGUAGGAGUCGUGGUGGCAUUAUUGGGAUUUUUUGAAUCCACAACAGCCUCAAAAUCACUUGGCGGUAUUGACAAUUCUACUGUGUCGUCAAAUAGAGAGCUUAUAGCAAUGGGUUUAAUGAAUGUUGGAGCAUCGGUAUUCGGAGCAUUACCUGCCUUUGGAGGUUAUGGUAGAUCAAAAAUUAAUGCAAUGUCAGGUGCCAAAAGUGUAGUGUCUGGUGUGUUCAUGGGUUUAAUUACUUUUUUCACAAUACAAUUUUUAUUACCUACGAUUAGAUAUAUUCCUACUUGUGUUCUCUCCGUCAUAACUACCGUCGUGGGUAUUAGCCUACUACAGGAAGCACCUGCUGACAUUAAAUUUCAUAUUGUAUGCCGUGGUUACAAUGAAUUAGUAAUAUUUACACUAACAUUUCUAACGACUAUAUUUUAUUCUGUGGAUGUUGGUAUCAGUAUUGGUAUCGUUUAUUCCCUCCUUUACAUUGUUAAAAGAUCUGCCAAGUCUCGUAUUCAAAUUCUAGCAAAAGUUGAAGGGAUAGAUCAUUUUGUUAAUGCUGAUGAGUAUCAUACUUACCACCAUACAAUUAACUCAACUGAGGCCCUCAACCUAGAACAUUUUAAAGAUUGUCUCGUAGUGAAAAUUCCGGAACCAUUAACUUUCAGUAAUACUGAAGAUUUAAAAGAGAGACUGGACAGAUUAGAACGGUUUGGAUCUGUAAAUACACAUCCUGGUUCAAGAGACAUACGUUCUAGGGAAGCUGUGAAAUAUAUUAUAAUUGACUUGAAGGGAAUGACAUUUAUUGACUCCUCAGCAGUUCAAAUUUUAAAGGAAAUAAUCACGGACUAUAACGAGAGAAAUGUCAAGGUACUCCUUACGAGAGUACCAUUUAAGAAUGAAAUAAGAUUUAAACUUCAAAGAUCUGGGAUUACCGACUUGAUUACGAAAUACAAGAUACCGGAGAGUUUGAAUGAUAUAGAUAAUGUAGAGACAAGCACUCAAUUGGGAAACAUGGUCCUCGAUUCACCUUAUUUCACAAAUGUCGAGGAAGCAAUGUUUGCAAUAGAAAGCAGUGCCAACUCGAACCUUCCUUGA